CUAGAGCGAGGCUAGGGUAGAGAGGCCGACCGUAGCAGGAGUCGUCCGCUUGUCGUGGAGGCUGCUCGGAGCCGGUGAGAGAGGGUGAGCGGGCGAGCAGACGAGCGAGCGAGAGCCAGGCAAGGAGGGGCGUCGCGCGGCGCAUAGGAGCGCCGGGCCCCGGCCGCGGCGGAAGCACAGCCGGAGCUGGGCGCCGCGGAUCCCCACCCCCACUCAGCCGGACGGUGCCCGGUGUUCCCCCGUGCGGGGGGCGGCGGCGGCUGACCAGACCCGACAGGACUUCGGAGGUGUUGCCACCUCCGCCGGGGAGCCGGCGCGGCCGCGGGCCCCUUAGAGCCGGGCCCGGGGCCCGUGACAGACGGGUCCAGGAAGGAAGAGAGGCGGCGGCGGCGGCGCAGGCGACGGGGCGGCAGCGGCGACACCAUGUCAUCCCCCAGUCCGGGCAAGAGGCGGAUGGACACGGACGUGGUCAAGCUCAUUGAGAGUAAACACGAGGUUACAAUCCUGGGAGGACUCAAUGAAUUUGUAGUGAAGUUUUAUGGACCACAAGGAACACCAUAUGAAGGUGGAGUAUGGAAAGUUAGAGUGGAUCUUCCUGACAAAUACCCUUUCAAAUCACCAUCUAUAGGAUUCAUGAAUAAAAUUUUCCAUCCCAACAUUGAUGAAGCGUCAGGAACUGUGUGUCUAGAUGUAAUUAAUCAAACUUGGACAGCUCUCUAUGAUCUUACCAAUAUAUUUGAGUCCUUCCUGCCCCAGUUGUUGGCCUAUCCUAAUCCCAUAGACCCUCUCAAUGGUGAUGCUGCAGCCAUGUACCUCCACCGACCAGAAGAAUACAAGCAGAAAAUUAAAGAGUACAUCCAGAAAUAUGCAACGGAGGAGGCCCUGAAGGAACAGGAGGAGGGCACUGGCGACAGCUCGUCAGAGAGUUCUAUGUCUGACUUUUCGGAAGAUGAAGCCCAGGACAUGGAGUUGUAGUAGAAAAAGCACCUGCUUUUCAGAAAGACUAUUAUUUCCUAACCAUGAGAAGCAGACUAUAAUAUUCAUAUUUAAACAAAGCAAUUUUUUUUAUUACUAAACAAGGUUUUUAUGAAUAAUAGCAUUGAUAUAUAUAUAUUAUAUAUCACCCUUUAGAUCUUGAUUUCUUGGUCAUUUCUCAACCUGAGGUGCAUAGCAUAUUCCCACAUUCCAUUUUGGUAGCAAUAUGCGGUCCGAAUGCAUGCAUUCAUAAGUCCAUUGGCCAAGUCAGUCUGUGUGCUGCUGAACUGUCAAAAGAAAUAGCCACUCUGAUACUUAGACAUGAGUGAAACUUAACACAAGUUGCUUCUUUAUCGAUGGUUCCAAAGAAACAAACCAAACCUACCAGCUCUUGGAUGAAGAUAGAAUAGUGCUUUUUCAGAGUGGAAAGGAAAAAAUUGGGGAGGAAGAGGCCUGCUUUGGGAGCAUGUAGAGCCAGCCAUGUGCGAAUCAGCUGUUUCUUCUGUGAGGCCUGGGGGCCCGUUUCUGUGGAGCAGCAGUGCAAAACAGGGAGUUAAUUGGAAAAAUGAAACUUAAAAAUAUUUUUUGACUUGGGUUUUGAGUACAUUUUUAUGUGUAGAUUCCUGCCCUUCAUGCUACUAGACCUGCAGCCACAGUGUUUUUUGCUUUGGAGAACUUUUGGGAAUUGUUCUCUGAUCCUGAUUCUUUUUCUGGGGGUGCAGCUUAUCAUCCAGACCAUUUUUGAGAGGAUAGGACAGGAGGAGAAAAGUGACGGGAAGAAGCGAAACUCAUCCUGAUCUGGUGUUGGGCCCGUUGGAGACCACUACCCUGGAUAAAAGCUUUAAACUGGAGGGGGUUUCUUGUUUGAUUGGGUUGUUUUGUUUUGUUGUUUCUUUUUUAAUUUGUGUGAAUUGUGCUUAGGUUAUGAAUUUAAUCUUGCCCUACCAAGAGACAGCCUCCUCUCUGGUCAAGCCUCUUAGUGGACCAUUACAUGCCAGGAGACGACCUGACUGGUGAACAUAAGGCCUGAGGCACUCUCCUUCAUGUCUGGGGUUUGUUUUCCCUCUGGCUGCUACUCCUGGGUUAGCCUGGCCAUCAUCUGCUUGUAGAAGUGAAAACAUGUAUUUGUAAUUUACACUGAGUAAUAAUUGAAACAAAUAGACAUCUUGUACUCAAAGUGGCUCGAUUUGGGGAAAAACCAGCUUGCUUCUGAGUUUGACUAGAGAGAAGGGAUUGGAGACAGGAUACAGUGAGAGAGGGAGGGAGGGAGGGAGGGAAGGACAGACACUUGUCUCGUGUGCAUACAUAGAGCACGUGAGACAGUUUUCAUGCCUGCUGCUGGUCUAGGCUUUGCUCAGCUAACCUGCAUCCAGGUCGUCUGAGUGUUGCCUGCAGAAUCUGGAGGGAACUGGAGUCAUUUUAGGCAGAGCUCUAUUCUUUUUGCCACAGCCAGUGGGACAAUAGCAGAAUUAGCCAAUCCUAAAACCUUCUAAAGACAACUUCUGAACUGUCCCUCUGGGAUAACUUUUCUUUUUGAUGUGUGUUUUUAGUUUAGAAGUACUAUAUUCCACAAGGUUUAGGUCAAUGAGGUUGGAAGAUACCCUAUCUUUUUUAAUUCAAAAAGCACAAUCAAUCUUUUCUUUGAAAAUCUAUAUAGAAUACAACUUGCUUUUAGCAUGAUUAUUUUCCUAAAUAAAAAGACAAAGAAUUUGCUUAUUUGAUGUUAAUUACGGGCAUGAAGCAAAAGGUUGUUGAAAACGUGAAGUUCUGUAGGGCUGUGGUUAGUAACUGUGCUGAGUUCUCUGGAGCAUUGGUGGCUUGUUGAGAGGGUAAUAUUAACUAUUUAACAUGUAAUGGUGUACUUUUACCUAUGGCGCUGUCUUCUCAUUGCUUUGGGGGCGGGAGGGUCUCUGGCAGCACUGUCACUUGCUUCCCUGCUGCUUUAGCAGUUUGCCUGUGCUGUAACCUUCACUGUAGGUGCUACUAGGUAGGCUUGAAGUGCUGGGUGGUGAUUUGAAUUCAAACAAUAAAAAAAUGUAUUUUUUCAAUAUUGUAUAAACAAUAGUGUUCUAAUUACCUUUCAAAAAAAAAAGUCCAGAUAAUUGCACUUGAUCUUGUCCAAAAAAACCAAAACCUACUUUAACCAAGUUCCCAGAUCUGUGAGCAGUAUUGCCACAGCUCUGUCCCUCAUGAAAUCCACUUUGCUCCCAUAAAAACACAUCAGCCUUCUCGCCUCCCAGAGCUCCAGCGGCAGUGGCUCUGAGUUCUGUAGAACUCCCACGUGAAGACGGGGAGAGGCCACUGCUCAGUGUGGCUGCGGCGUGCACAUGCACAUCCAUCCAAGUGGGUGACAGAGGUGUGACCAGGCCUCUCAGCACUGGAAGCUCCUGUGACUCUCUCCAAAUCACACUGUACCUUCUCUUUUCUGGGCACUAAUAUGGUUCCAUGCAUGUUCUAGGCCUUUUCUUCACUAAGAAACUGACUGCUAUACCUUUCUAACUCUUCCCUGUUCCUGGGCAAGGUGAGACUAGGAGAUCAGCCUCCCUGAGGGCUCUGGGCCCCGUCUUAGAUACAGCCUUCCCUCACAGCAGAGGCUUCUAGAGCCCCAGAAGGCUGAGCCCUCUGGAGCUCUUCAGAGCUGCUGAUGCCAGUUUGCCUCUCUUAGCACCCAUUGUUUUUGAGGUCCCACCUUUGAUUUACCAACAUGAGCCAUUCUUUUGCUCCAAUUCAGAUGACUGAGCUCCUGCUGUUGACAAACAACACGCAAGGUAGAAUAACCAGCAACACUGCAUCUACUGCCCUAGCCUUCCAGAAGUCCAGCAAAGGCCAGUGGGUGGUAUCCAAGUAGUGCCCAACCUAGACCCUGACAGUGUGGCUUUUUUUUUUUUUUUGUCCAAAGUCUCAUUACUGCCCUUGAGUUUACUUGUGGUUUCAACCAGCAUCUUAAUACUAACAAGAAAGUGAUUGGAAGUUUCCAUAUACUCUGCAGUACUAAUGAUUUUCAUCCACUUCACAGGCUAUUCUAAAUUGCUGACUGGCUUGAUACAAGCUCCUUUGAACUUUCAAACAUAGUUUGCUCUCCAAAGGGCUCCAGUGAGCCUUGGUCUGAUGCUUGCUUUUUUUUUUGUUUUGUUUUUUGAGAUGGCUGAGAAUCAUGUCAGAUCCUCUGCUAGCCUCCAUGGGGUCAGGUUUGGGAACUGAUGUUUUAUUUUCAAUGGCAUCUGGUCCUUCUAGAUUGGAAUGACUCAGAAGUGAAGGCCAUUUACAAAAGUUAGCAAAGAGAUUUUUUUUUUCCAUUUCAUCAAAUUCCUAACUGGGCUCACAGCUUUGUGGAGAAAUCAAAUUGUUUCUGAGUGGGCAUAAAAGCUGCAUUUCUUUGGACUUCUGAAUCCAUGUUUAUACUUUCUCUGGCCACCGAACACCUUGGCCAUCCCCUUAGGGCUGAAUAAAGACCCACUGGGGCCGAGUUAGCCUUGGUGUACAGAUCUCCACUCUGCUGAGGAAGGGCCAGGGUUCUGGCUUUAGCAGAUACUUGCCUUGGCUGAGAGUUUGGGAAGAAAUGGCCACUAUUUACUGAUUGUAUUUGGUACAUAUUGUGUGAUACUUGAAAAGAUAAAAGGGAUCUACUAGCCCUUAAUUGAGAUCUAAGCUUUUUACUGCUUUUUUUCCUUUGCCCUGUCUCCUCCCUUCCACCUUACUCCUUGCAUUGUGGUGAUCUAGUGGGCAUGUCUGUCACCAGACAACUGCCUCCUCUGACUAUAACCUCUUAAUAGUUGUGUAUAAUGAAAACUGUAAACUUUUUUAAAUAAAAUGUGUAUAUACCUUA
Messenger RNA from Dipodomys ordii (Ord's kangaroo rat), 4801 nucleotides. RefSeq names its product ubiquitin-conjugating enzyme E2H (gene Ube2h). The record is from RefSeq and is a predicted model, not a curated record. Gene Ontology annotation, biological process: ubiquitin-dependent protein catabolic process; protein polyubiquitination. The transcript is spliced from 7 exons. NCBI's taxonomy places the organism in Eukaryota, Metazoa, Chordata, Mammalia, Rodentia, Heteromyidae. Gene Ontology annotation, cellular component: nucleus. Bases 424 to 975 code for a protein of 183 amino acids. Gene Ontology annotation, molecular function: ubiquitin conjugating enzyme activity.